Molecule: messenger RNA, 1095 nt
Organism: Sparassis crispa
Lineage: Eukaryota; Fungi; Basidiomycota; Agaricomycetes; Polyporales; Sparassidaceae
Exons: 5
Coding region: 1-1095 (364 amino acids)
Biological process (GO): protein phosphorylation
Molecular function (GO): protein kinase activity; ATP binding
Source: RefSeq, a predicted model, not a curated record
AUGAGCUCAGAAGAACCCACCGUUGACGAGAUUUUUGGUGUUCUUCGGCCGUGGGAGGCACGAUGGAGAGACCGGCAGCAGUUUUUGGAAGCUCACGGAUACAUGCUACGACCACGAUACCACCCUGGCUGGACUCCUUCAUGGGGUGGAACAGGGAAGCACCCAUUGUUUUAUGAAGACGCGAUUACACUUCCGCCUAGAGAACAUCUCAUUGAUGCCACUCGCAUAGCAGACGGGCGACUCGUCUACAUCAAGCGAGUAAAGACUGGGGACAACGAAUCAGAAAUUGCCACGAUGCUGUCCGCUGAAUCCCUCCUCCACGAUCCGAUGAAUCAUUGCGUACGCGUCCUCGAGAUUUUUCAGGAUACAGAGGACCAGAGCAUAUCUUACAUGGUUAUGCCCUUUCUUGUCCUCAUAGACAGUAUUCCCUUUGAAAUAGUUGAGAACAUCGUUGACUUCACUGAUCAGAUUCUUGAGGGACUCGUUUUCAUUCAUAACAAGGGGGUCGCUCAUCGCGAUUGCACGUACAAGAACCUCAUGAUGGAUGUGAAUGCGUUGUAUCCUCAGGGCUUCCAUCCAGUGAACGAUCUCUUUUUUCCAGAUGGCCUGACGCCUCUACCCUAUCACUCCCGUACCGACGCUCCAAUUACAUACUACUACAUCGAUUUCGGGAUAUCCGUCGUAAUACCUCCGGAUGUUCAUCCCAAAUUAGCUCUAGGGGACAACGGACGCGACCAGGAGGUCCCAGAGCUUUCUCUUACUAUUCCCUAUGACCCAUUCAAGGUCGACAGCUUUAUCAUCGGGAAUGUGCUACGACACGAAUUUCGUGACAAAUUCUCUAAUGUCGACUUUCUCAUUCCUCUGAUAGAAUCAAUGACUCGGACGGACCCGCAUGAGAGGCCAGAUGCCGCUCGCGCUCUCACGGAGUGGCAAAAUAUUCGUUGUAAAUUGGGGUAUAUGCAGAGAAGAUGGAGACUGAGACCCCGAGGAGAGACAUGGCUCUGGAAGGUCAUUUCCGACGCAGUGUCGUUCGUCGGCACUACUUUCUACCUGUGCAAGACAGUCUUUGGAUGGGUGAUCGAAAGUUCCGGAUGA